This is a messenger RNA of Pichia membranifaciens NRRL Y-2026, 2990 nucleotides long. RefSeq lists its product as hypothetical. Gene Ontology annotation, biological process: protein polyubiquitination; protein monoubiquitination. The coding region runs from base 329 to 2530 and encodes 733 amino acids. The transcript has a single exon. Gene Ontology annotation, cellular component: ubiquitin ligase complex. Lineage: Eukaryota; Fungi; Ascomycota; Pichiomycetes; Pichiales; Pichiaceae. The record is from RefSeq and is a predicted model, not a curated record. Gene Ontology annotation, molecular function: ubiquitin-ubiquitin ligase activity.
CAGCGUUCUCGGGCUGCAACCGCCGGGCCAGCCUCUGCAACGGCAUUGGCUGCGUCGCGACUGCCGUUGCGGGCACCCGCACAGGGCUUUAAAGGAAACCGGAUUGUGUCAAACUCCAGACAGCGUGUGGCCAAUUUGUCAAACACAGGCAGCAGCAGCAGCCGGAGAGCGGGGCCAGAGGGUGUGCAGCACCGGAUCGGACUGCCACCGACUACUUUGCUGCGUAUCGAACGCCGAGAAACGCCUGAUAUCGCGUACCGCUGCACGUUUGACUGCGUUAACCAUCGCAGAGAUAGAUACCAGUCGAGAGCCAGGCAUUUUGGAAACGAUGUCGCAAGUUACUGUCCCAGCAACGGUACCACUGGAUGCACAGCAGACCAACGGAGAGGCCGUAGACGGGGAGGAGGUGACCUUGCUCGAGGACGUGCUCCCCUCCUUCGAGAUGCACAACUACAUGUUCAAUAGAACCAUCUACGACACUGAGAACAUCAGCUCGUCGGGCAACCCGCCCAGCUACGAGGACAUGAACGUCCCGAGCACCACGUCCAACAUAGCGCCACGGGAUCUCAACAACUUUGUCGACCCGACGAAAAACCCCAACUUGCUCCUCUUGAACAACCUCGAAAAGUUCCAGAAAAUCGACCUCCCGCUUACGGUCCAGGUCGUGUUGACGAAAACGGUCCCCAGACUAGGGUCCAAACAGGAGAGGGAGAACCCCUUGAGACAGUACAGACCGGGCGAGGUCGUUUGCGGAUACAUCACCAUUGAAAACAAGUCAGACGAUGCCAUUCCCUUUGAAAUGUUUUUGGUCUCGCUUGAGGGUGAGUUGACUAUCCCACACCCGCACAAGCCUGAGGAGUUGAUAAAGAAGAAGUUUCUGAAGACGUACGACCUCAGUGCAUGCUUUCAUUAUGGAUGCAUCGAUUUGGCUUCCCAGGGAGUUUCGUUGCAGACACGGAUGGAUGAGCUCGACAAGUCGCUCAUAGGCUUCGACAAUGACCGGGUCAUCACCCCAAAGAUAAAACAUAAGAAGUUCUUCGCCUUCAAGUUGCCCCACUACCUUUUAGAUACCUCGUGCUUUGACCAGUUGCCAUCCCACCUUAAGUUGCCGCCUUCUUUUGGUGUCGACAAAAGCGCUUUCAAGGGCCUGGCAAAAUACAUCAAAGUCGACCCCUUCUUGGGCUACGGCAGAUUGGACAGAUAUGGAUCGCCCAUCAAAACAAAUGACUAUGCCGCCGAUGGCCAGUCGGUAUCAUACUAUAUUAGUGUGCAGUUCAUCGGAAGAAAAUUGGACUUUUACAAAAAGUUUUACACGAACGAUACGAAACAUGAGUACGAUUUCAUUUUUUUGAAAAACGUUGAAUACAACUUCAGAGUCGACACAUCUUCCAAUACGGACGAAUAUUCUGCAGAUGAUUCCUUGAGCGAUAUCUCAACUACCCAGCAGCUGAAGAUGACUGAAAAUAUGAUCACAGACAAGUUGCAUGAAAUAGUUGAGCGCAAAAAUUUGAAGAAGAUAGGUAUUACUGACCCAAGGAAACAGGAUGAAAUUAUCUUUUCCAAUAUGUCAAAUAACAAAAAAAGCCAGCAGUUAUACCGUGCGGAAUUGGUGCCCUUGUUGUCGGAUACGAAAACCUCAAUGUCUGACGGUGAAGGGUUCAGUCGUGUGAAAACAGUAAAACUGGUCAAAGAUUUUUUCAGUAAAGUUGAGGGCGAUAUGACAGUGCGAUUAAGCAUGAACCGAAACUCGCAGUUGAGGGCCAUUAAACCUAAACAGUUGAAACACGCGAGUAGCAAACCAAGCUCAAAAUCAAACUCCUCUUUGUCGUUGAAUACACAAAACCAGCUCAACUCUAACUCAUCCUCAUUCACUUCUCUGCGCUCCCUAACUCUAUCGCCUACUACCUCAAGCGACUCAGUUAGUGGUCUGAGGCCCGUUACAUCUGCGCCUGAACGUUUGUAUAUCUAUCUCUCCUUCAAAAAUCCCGAUUUGAAAAGAAACACCAAGCCCAAUUUACCAUCAACCAUCACCUUUUCUCCUAGCCUGAGAGUCUACAACAUCCAAUCGCCAUACCCGAUUCCAGUGACCUUUGAUAACAAGUACCUUUUUAACGGAGGAUUGGAACCUGAAAACUUGCAGAAUCUGAAAAAGAAAUUCUCCUUCUAUUAUCAAGAAUUAGUCGAUGUUUUGAAGGACCUCGACUCCGGGCUGGCCAGAAGUAUGUAUAACAAGGUCAACGGACUCGCCAAGCUACACGUCUCGGAACAAGUAGUCAAGAGGCUGUUUGAAACACAGACUAUUGAUUUGCAUAACCAAUGGAAAUUCAAUAAAGAACGCAACAUUUAUGAAUGCGAGUUCGGCAUACCGUUGGUUUUCGACUCGAAGAACAUGGAGAAAAUCUCAUCUUAUUGCGUCGUUCCAGGCUUCCAGCAAUGCUUGCUAUCAAGGCUCUAUGCUGUGGAUGUGGAGGUGUCGAUAAAAAAGGCCAGGGCAAAAAUGAACAUGAAGUUUCCGGUCCAUGUUGUGUGACGAGAGGGGGGUCACGAAGGAGCUCAACCGUUUCUGUUCCCCGAUAAAGCGCGCAGCUGGCCUCGAAUUGCCCCAACGGGUAAUUCCGGCCGCGGACCGUAUUAGCUGGGUGCAGAAAAAGACUUGGGCCCACUCUCCGUAAAAUUGUCGGCGACGAUGACACAUGGACGGAGUGAUAAAGGUUAUGCACUAUACACUAUCAGGACAAGCGAAGAUUUUUUAAUAGACGAGCAUUACCCUGCUCCAUCUUAUCAAACACUUCCACCUGUGAUUCAACUUGGAUCUGUUUUCGUACCCCGGAAGUAGAAGCUUAUUUUUCACUUUCUUCAAUUUCUUACGACCGCAUAUGAUAGUAUAAUUUGCUUACACCGACACUGACUCAUUAUAAACUGGUACAUAGUAUAUUUAGUAACUUUUAUUUAUUUAUUCCCAAGUAAAUAGAUUGAUAAUAUUCAUUUCA